AUGGCUCAACGUCAACUCUCGCGCACUCUGCCAAAGAACUUCACUUUCUCCCUAGGCGACAAUGAACCCAGGACCCCCGAGCGCCCCAGUACCGCGAUCGAUGUGCCCCCACCUCCCCGUCACUCAAUCUCUAGCUGCCGUCUGCCCAGAGUUAGGGCUCGCGCAGGUACUAAUGUUUGCGCUCGUAUGGACAUGGACAUGUUCCAGUUCCGCGGCUCAGAUGUCCCGCUACCUUCAAUCGAAGUGCCUCAGUCAACUACCGACUUCGAGACACGUUCAUUCGGUGAUUUUGCCAAUGACGAGGGGUAUCUUGCGCCUCCGCGUUCGCGACUAGAUUUCAAAACACCGCCUGCCCAGAUCCGUGGCACGCCUUUCGACUCUUGCGACACUGGAAACCCGUGGCCAUCGUGGGACCAGACACCUGGCCCGAACAAUAUCAAGCGCCCAGACUCGGCAUGCUCGAAUCUAUCUGACUCUUCAAUUGAAUCAAUUGAAACAUUCUCGUCGCGACCAUCCGUAGGAAGCUGCACCAGCGUUGAAAGCGACUUGUUCGACUCUUACUUCCCCUUGGAGGUUGCGAAAGAACCUGAGAUUGAGUCGCCUUCGCGACCCCAGAAACAAGAAUUUAAUUUGAGAGUAAUUGACAAGUCUUGGACUUACGAGAUGGACAACCAUUUGUGGAAUACCUACCAAAUUUACCUUCAGGACCCUACUAUGACCCCAUUCAAGAUGACUCCAGGCAGCAUUCCACCCCUGGGAGUUACCUCACGUGUCGCGCGACGCGCGAAGAAGACAUGGGAAAAGAAGAGUAGUCGCAUUGUUCAAUCUGUGUCGAUGACGUCUGUUGAUCCUGCUGGAAUCUCUACCCCUAAGGCCAUGGACGAAGGGUCGCAGCGACCUUGGCCUAAGUCCGACUCGAAGACUCGACGGCGCCUGAAGAAGCUUUGUCGACGCAAGUUUUCUAUUUCCCCUCACUACCAGCGCAUCAUGCAAUCUCGUACCCCCGAGCCUGUUGCGCAAAUGUUCGGGCCUCCCGCGGAUACCCGGGUGCAGGACUUCGCCGAUAAUUCAGCCUACACAACUCGCGACCUCGGCGUUUCUCUUGUUACCUCCUAUGAUCCCACUCCAAUUUCUGAAGUUACACAAGAUCUGCCAUCUUUGAGCACAGAUUGGUUCAACCACCCUGUGCCUGUUACCGCCGACCCACCAGUGACCAAGACUCCCAUUCAGCAUCUCCGGGUUGAAUCUGCUCCCAGUAUCCCUCGCCUGGGGUCUCCAUUUGUCUACAACACCUGGGGUCCUGGUGAGUCAAACCGGCAAGUCCAGGGUGUCGGUGCUCGACGUGAGACCGUUCAUGUUCCCGGCCAUCGUGCGCGACGCAACACAUACUUGGACCAGACUUUGCAAGAUACCAACGAUGUAUUCGCAAGUAUAUCAAAGGAGAACAAUCUCCCAUCCGACCAAGAUGUCGAGCGACGUUUAGAGGACUAUGUUCGUGACAACAAGUUCCAAGACAUGGGCCAUGGCCGGGUUCGCGUCCGUAACCGUGGAGCUACCACUAGCGCUGUCAAUCCCAGAGAUAUGGACCAACUUUUCUCGCCGCCUUCUUCUCUUAACUCAGGUCCAAUCGAACCUGAAGAGACCACGCCCGACAUGAAACCGCCCAUGAACCACUUGUUGGAUCUCGGCGAAAAUAUCAAACGCCUAGGCUCACCCUUCCGAAUUGAAGGAGGAUUCAAACGUCGCGAAGCUCCAAACCGAACAAGUCGACGUGCACCUGCACUGUCGGAUCCCUUCUCGAAUGGCGGUCCUUCAUACAUGAGACCUGAUACCAACGCGUCUCCCAUGCAAGUUUCACCAACGCAAGUACACGAGAAAGCCCCGGGCUCUUUACCAUACAAUGCCUUCGAGGAUGGCAUUUCUGAUGCCGAACGCAUCCGCCGGCAAAUCUUGAACAUGCCUCUUACUCGCAACUAA
Molecule: messenger RNA, 1977 nt
Organism: Penicillium paradoxum
Lineage: Eukaryota; Fungi; Ascomycota; Eurotiomycetes; Eurotiales; Aspergillaceae
Exons: 1
Coding region: 1-1977 (658 amino acids)
Source: RefSeq, a predicted model, not a curated record